Messenger RNA from Mauremys reevesii (Reeves's turtle), 2879 nucleotides. RefSeq names its product bone morphogenetic protein receptor type 1B (gene BMPR1B). The record is from RefSeq and is a predicted model, not a curated record. NCBI's taxonomy places the organism in Eukaryota, Metazoa, Chordata, Testudines, Geoemydidae. Gene Ontology annotation, biological process: protein phosphorylation; cellular response to growth factor stimulus; dorsal/ventral pattern formation. Gene Ontology annotation, cellular component: signaling receptor complex; plasma membrane. Gene Ontology annotation, molecular function: ATP binding; SMAD binding; transforming growth factor beta receptor activity, type I. The transcript is spliced from 17 exons. The coding region runs from base 853 to 2451 and encodes 532 amino acids.
GGGCUUAUGACAAAGAUAACCUGUUAUUCAUUUGGAGGCGGACUACCGCUCAGUAGAGUUGGGUUUUUCCUUCAGAUCAGAGAGGGUGGUCUGUGCUUUCCUGUGGAAUCCCAAUGAAAUUAAAGUAUCUUGGAGAAGACCUGUUGUGAAGACUAAUUGUAAAAAAGUUCAGGUUACCAAAGGCGCAAACAUCUGCAUGGUGGAGUUCAUUUCUUUUGUUCCUGGGAACUGAAUAGGAGAAAGGGACAUUUCAGGUUAACUUGAUAAAGACACAUUGAGUUGAACAAUACUGUGUUCGCCUCUUGAGGUCAGUGUGUGACUCCCAGAGCCAUCAGAUGAUCUCCAUGUGUGACACCAAAAGUCAGAGGUCACCCAACGGGGAAUGCUCUUGUUUUGUUUAAAGCAUAGACCUGGCAAGAAGAUUUCUUGAACAUUGGGAAUUCUGCAGAACUCUGCCAGCAAAUGGAGCUUGACAAUCAGAAGGGAAAGUUGGGGAAAACAGAGUGACCUAGGACACACAGUUCUACUAAAAAUCUUUCAAGGAUCUUGAAAUACUUUUUCUUUUGGAGUGAAUCAAAUUACAAACUGAGAGAGCAUGAAUCAGAAGUCUGAUUUGAAACCAUCUGGUAGCCUACAGGCAAGCACAACAUAUCAUAAAAGAAACCUGAUUUUGAGAAAAGCUUCUAAGUCUCUCGAUGUUUGUGGCGUUGGACAUAGAUGAUAACCUUGGCCUGUGGAAGGCUUGCUGGCAGACUUGUCGGAGGAUCUGACAGAGGCGAAGCACAGUGAAAUAAGAAAAGCAAAAGAAACAGAAGAACACAGGCAAAUCAUAAUCCCUACUCUCCCGCAGCAAUGGGUUGGCUGGAAGAAUCAAACUGGCAGCUUCACAUUUCCUUGAUCAUGCUACUCUCCAUGCACACCAAGGCCAGUGGUCUAGACAAACCGUAUUUGCGGAGUUCUGGACAGUUGAACUUGGAGAACAGAAAGGAAGAUGGUGAGAGUACAGCACCUGCUCCUCCCCAGAAGCCACUGCAGUGUCACUGCAAUCACCACUGUCCAGAGGACUCAGUCGACAGCACCUGCAGGACUGACGGCUACUGUUUCACCAUGGUAGAAGAAGAUGAAUCCGGAGGACGUACAAUUGCUUCAGGAUGCCUAGGCUUAGAAGGCUCAGACUUCCAAUGCCGGGAUACACCCAUAAUACAUCACAGAAGAACUAUUGCAUGCUGCACAGAUGAAGAUUUCUGUAAUGAAAACCUUCACCCUACACUGCCACCACUGAAAAAUAGAGAUUUUGUUGAAGGAAACAUUCACCAUAAGGCCUUGCUGAUCUCAGUGACAGUUUGCAGUAUACUCCUGGUACUUAUCAUCAUAUUCUGUUACUUCAGGCAUAAAAGGCAAGAAACCAGACCUCAUUACAGCAUUGGACUUGAACAGGAUGAGACUUACAUUCCUCCAGGGGAAUCCCUGAAAGACUUGAUUGAACAGUCUCAGAGCUCAGGAAGUGGGUCUGGGCUCCCUCUGCUGGUCCAAAGGACUAUAGCAAAGCAGAUUCAGAUGGUGAAACAGAUAGGUAAAGGUCGCUAUGGAGAAGUUUGGAUGGGAAAGUGGCGUGGAGAAAAGGUAGCUGUAAAAGUGUUCUUCACCACUGAGGAGGCCAGCUGGUUCAGAGAGACAGAAAUCUAUCAGACUGUCCUGAUGAGGCAUGAAAACAUUUUGGGGUUCAUUGCUGCGGACAUUAAAGGUACAGGGUCUUGGACCCAACUGUAUCUUAUCACAGACUAUCAUGAGAACGGCUCCCUGUACGAUUAUCUAAAAUCCACGACCUUAGAUUCAAAAGCCAUGCUGAAACUGGCCUACUCCUCCGUCAGUGGUUUGUGCCACUUGCACACUGAGAUCUUCAGUACUCAAGGCAAACCAGCUAUUGCCCACCGUGAUCUGAAAAGUAAGAACAUUCUAGUGAAAAAGAAUGGAACCUGCUGUAUAGCAGACCUGGGCUUGGCAGUUAAAUUUAUUAGUGAUACAAAUGAGGUGGACAUACCACCAAACACCCGGGUAGGAACAAAGCGCUAUAUGCCUCCUGAGGUGCUGGAUGAAAGCUUGAAUAGGAAUCACUUCCAGUCAUAUAUCAUGGCUGAUAUGUACAGUUUUGGACUCAUCCUUUGGGAGGUGGCAAGGAGAUGUGUGUCAGGAGGAAUAGUUGAAGAGUACCAGCUUCCAUACCAUGAUCUUGUGCCAACUGACCCCUCCUAUGAGGACAUGCGGGAGGUUGUGUGCAUCAAGAAGCUCCGUCCUUCAUUCCCCAAUAGAUGGAGCAGUGAUGAGUGCCUAAGACAAAUGGGAAAACUCAUGACAGAGUGCUGGGCUCACAAUCCUGCUUCUAGACUGACAGCCCUGCGAGUAAAGAAAACACUUGCCAAAAUGUCAGAGUCACAGGACAUUAAACUCUGAUUCUGAGGAGAGAAGACUCAUCCACUCCCUGUUUGUUUGCAUGGGAAAAAUACCAUACCAUUUCAAGAUUCUGCAUGUUGCUUUCUGUGAAAGCCCAUUAUUUUUUGAUUUUUAUAAGAAGAUACUGCUUUAAAUUUUAUGUGCAAGUGAACCUUAUGGUUAGAAGUGAAGUGAAGUAAAGACUUAAAUUUAAAAAAAAAUUCAGAAGAAACUUUCAUUUAUAAAGAAAGAGAUUUGCACUCUCAAAUAGUGAAGGCAAACGAAACGAAUGGAAAACCAUUGGGAUAAUAUUUUUGUUUUGGAUUCUCUCUCAGAUUGUGUUCUUUUUUGGGAACCAGUGCCUUAUGAAACCUGUAAAUACUACUGUACUCUAAGAACUAGGGAACAGAACAAACUGUUGUGUUGUUGUUGUAUUUGUUUUAACAUGC